AGUAGGCGGGGUGACGUGGGGUUGACGCUCCGCGGCGGGUUUUGCUGAGGUCUGCGGCCGGUGGCAGCUUGAGCUGCGGGCUUCGGAGAGCGCGAGGUGGAGCGGGGCGGUGUGUGGUCGGGGCCAUGUCGAGCAAUGCCGGGGAGUGGUGUCUCAUGGAAAGCGACCCCGGGGUCUUCACCGAGCUCAUUAAAGGAUUCGGUUGCCGAGGAGCUCAAGUAGAAGAAAUAUGGAGCUUAGAGCCUGAGAAUUUCGAAAAGCUAAAGCCGGUUCAUGGGUUAAUUUUUCUUUUCAAGUGGCAGCCAGGAGAAGAACCAGCUGGCUCUGUGGUUCAGGACUCCAGACUUGAAACAAUAUUUUUUGCUAAGCAGGUAAUUAAUAACGCUUGUGCCACGCAGGCUAUUGUAAGUGUACUACUGAACUGUACCCAUCAAGAUGUCCAUUUAGGAGAGACAUUAUCAGAAUUUAAGGAAUUUUCCCAAAGUUUUGAUGCAGCUAUGAAGGGGUUGGCAUUGAGUAACUCAGAUGUGAUUCGACAAGUGCACAACAGUUUUGCCAGACAGCAGAUGUUUGAAUUUGAUACAAAGACAUCAGCCAAAGAAGAAGAUGCUUUUCACUUUGUCAGUUAUGUUCCAGUUAAUGGAAGACUGUAUGAAUUAGAUGGAUUAAGAGAAGGCCCAAUUGAUUUAGGUGCAUGCAAUCAAGAUGACUGGAUUACUGCAGUGAGGCCAGUAAUAGAGAAGAGGAUUCAAAAGUAUAGUGAAGGAGAAAUUCGAUUUAAUUUAAUGGCCAUUGUAUCUGACAGAAAAAUGAUAUAUGAACAGAAGAUAGCAGAGUUACAGAGACAGCUUGCAGAGGAGGAACCCAUGGAUACAGAUCAGGGUAGUACUGUGUUAAGUGCUAUUCAGUCAGAAGUUGCCAGAAACCAGAUGCUUAUUGAAGAAGAGGUACAAAAGUUAAAAAGAUAUAAGAUUGAAAAUAUCAGAAGGAAGCAUAACUACCUGCCUUUCAUUAUGGAAUUGUUAAAGACCUUAGCAGAACACCAGCAGUUAAUUCCACUUGUGGAAAAGGCAAAAGAAAAACAGAAUGCAAAGAAAGCUCAGGAAACUAAGUGAAGAGGAUAUUUGGACAUGUGUACACUGCUGCACUUAAUUUCAUGGACACCAUUAAAUAAAAGAAACUUUGAACAACAUCCUAAUUGACUCAGUGCACGUUUGGCAUAGUACCAGUCUGUCUUUAUGCAUGGAGUUAAAACUCUUUCCUUACCUGCAUCAUGUGUAUGUAGUGCAUAUUAAAUAAAAGUGACAUAAAAAGUGCUGGCCAAAUUUCAUUAUUCAGUUCUGGAUCUGAGAGUUCUUGGUCUCUAGAAAUGCAGCUAGAGUAGCGAACCUGGAAAAUACAGAUAAUAUGCUUCAUCUGUAGUUGGUCUGAUUAAUACUUUUAUUUGUUUGCUUAAUAUAUUCAAUUUAUGAAUGUCAGAUCUUACUUAAGGUUGGUCAUCUGUUUCCAAUUGUGGCAAAAAUAAUUAGCAUUUUUUGUCAUUGUGUGUUUUGCAGAUCUUAAAACUAAAUUUUAUCUUAUACCAACUUGAUUUUUUAAGGCCAGUUAUUUGGAAAGACUGAUACAAUUUCUGAUGAUUUACAUUGCUCUCUGUAAAGACGACAAUAAAUAUCCCAAUUAUACUUUAGCAAACUUU
Rattus rattus (black rat) is the source of this 1696-nucleotide messenger RNA. RefSeq names its product ubiquitin C-terminal hydrolase L5 (gene Uchl5). Lineage: Eukaryota; Metazoa; Chordata; Mammalia; Rodentia; Muridae. The transcript has 11 exons. Gene Ontology annotation, molecular function: cysteine-type deubiquitinase activity; proteasome binding. Gene Ontology annotation, biological process: protein deubiquitination; ubiquitin-dependent protein catabolic process. Bases 126 to 1115 code for a protein of 329 amino acids. Gene Ontology annotation, cellular component: cytoplasm; Ino80 complex. The record is from RefSeq and is a predicted model, not a curated record.